Molecule: messenger RNA, 4008 nt
Organism: Sinocyclocheilus grahami
Lineage: Eukaryota; Metazoa; Chordata; Actinopteri; Cypriniformes; Cyprinidae
Product: probable phospholipid-transporting ATPase VA
Exons: 15
Coding region: 340-3981 (1213 amino acids)
Biological process (GO): phospholipid translocation
Cellular component (GO): plasma membrane
Molecular function (GO): ATP hydrolysis activity; ATPase-coupled intramembrane lipid carrier activity; ATP binding
Source: RefSeq, a predicted model, not a curated record
ACCGCGUGUACAAUAAUAUGGAUGGACUUUAAACAAGGACUACUUGUCUGUAGGUUUUUCCAAAUGAUUUAUACAGCUAAAAUGUGUAACCGCGCGUAUGUAUAAUCGCUCGGCCCUGCCUUAAAGCAUCUUCAGCUACUGAGGGGGAAAAAAUAUGCCGCUGUAAAACUUUUCAGUGCUAACGAGAGAAAGGGAGAGAAUUGACACGAUGGGUGAGGACGAUAAAACAGAGUGAAGAACUUUUCUUACGGCCCUUCGUCAUCAAGGAGGAUGAGCAUGAUUGCAUAGAUACCAUCUUUUAUUGGUUCAAGGAAAAGAGACACAAGUUUUGGACGAAGUAUGGCGCGAGAGACCGGAGAGUCUGGAGAAACGAAAAGUACCAAAGUGAAAAAGCAUAAAAGAAGGAAAAGCAAAAAGGAGAGCAAAACCAGGAUUGUACACGCCAACAUUUUGUAUGACCAUACCAAAGGAGGGGAUAACCCCAACAGACACUAUGCAAACAAUAAGAUCAAAACCACAAAAUACACUCUGCUUUCUUUCCUACCGAAGAACCUCUUCGAGCAAUUCCACCGAUUUGCCAACGUGUAUUUUGUUUUUAUAGCCUUACUGAAUUUCGUGCCUGUGGUCAAUGCUUUUCAACCAGAGUUGGCUCUUGCCCCUGUGGUUUUUAUUUUGUCCGUUACCGCUAUUAAGGAUUUAUGGGAAGAUUACAGACGACACCGCUCGGAUAAAGAAAUAAAUCAUUUGGACUGUCUCGUUUACUGCAGGAGUGAGAAACUGUAUGUGGAGAAAUACUGGAAAGAGGUGCGGGUCGGAGACUUCAUUCGUCUGCGCUGCAACGAGAUCCUGCCGGCGGAUGUUCUGCUGCUCAGCAGCAGCGACCCUGACCGCCUGUGUCACAUUGAGACGGCCACACUGGAUGGUGAAACCAACCUCAAGCAGAGGCAGGUGGUGCGCAGCUUUAUCGACCUGGACUGUGAGUUUGACCCAUUAAAAUACAACGGUGUUAUUGAAUGUGAGAAGCCCAACAAUGACCUCAACAGAUUUCGUGGAUACAUAAUCCAUCGCAGUGGGAGGAGAGACGGCCUUUACAAAGACAAUCUGCUGCUCAGGGGCUGCACCAUCCGCAACACAGAGGAGGCUGUAGGAAUCGUCAUCUAUGCAGGUCAUGAAACAAAAGCAAUGCUGAACAACAACGGCCCUCGUUAUAAACGCAGCAAACUGGAGCGGCAGAUGAACAUAGAUGUGUUCUGGUGUGUCAUCAUCCUUCUGGUCAUGUGCCUCUUUUCCGCCAUCGGUCAUGAAACAAAAGCAAUGCUGAACAACAACGGCCCUCGUUAUAAACGCAGCAAACUGGAGCGGCAGAUGAACAUAGAUGUGUUCUGGUGUGUCAUCAUCCUUCUGGUCAUGUGCCUCUUUUCCGCCAUCGCAAGGAGGCUUGCUAUGUACCAGGAAAUGGAUUCAGAGGAGGAGGACUGUACAUCUCAUGGUGGAACUCUCCCACGGCGGGACAGCGUCAUCAGCCACCAGAGUGGAAAAGUGGUGUUGCGAUCACAGAGCACUAAAUCUCACCGUCGCACCGGGAGCAGAGCCGAAGCCAAACGGGCCAGCAUUCUGUCCAAACACACUGCCUUCAGCAGUCCCAUGGAAAAGGACAUUACUCCAGAUCCCCAGCUCAUGGAUAAAGUCAAUGAGUGCAGCAGUCAGAUGGAGUUCAUGCGUUUUCACAGUCAGUCCCUGAACCAGAUCCCACCUGACCUGUGUGACGUCUUUGACUUUUUCAUUGCUCUCACUAUCUGCAACACUGUGGUUGUGUCCUCACCCAAUCAACCCCGGCAGAAGGUGCGUCGCUACGAGUUGAAGUCUCCAGUGAAGACCAUCGAGGACUUCAUCAAGCGCUUCACUCCGAGCCGCCUGACCUCUGGCUCCAACAACAGCAGCUCCUCCAGUCUAGCCACCAAUCGCUCGUCCUCCCAUAAAGUGGGCUGCAGCAUGCUGUCCACCCCCUCGGCCGAGAGCACGCUCACAAAGCUGAACGAGAAGAAGCGUCUGGAGCAUGACCUGCAGCAUGCCUUCAGCCCCGGCCCACCCAACUUUGAUAAAACAAAAGCUUUGGCUCAGGAUGAAUGCGAGCUCAGAUAUGAGGCAGAGUCACCGGACGAGGCAGCGUUGGUUUAUGCAGCCCGGGCCUAUAAGUGUGCUCUUGUUGGCCGUUUACCGGAUCAGGUGACCGUGGAGCUUCCACACUUGGGCAAGCUAAGCUUUGAGCUUCUGCACACACUGGGGUUUGAUUCCACAAGAAAAAGGAUGUCAGUGGUGGUAAAACACCCGCUGACUGAGCAAAUCACAGUUUACACCAAGGGUGCCGAUUCGGUCAUCAUGGAUUUGAUCAGACCAGCCACAGAUGAUUGCAAAGGAAAACGACAAAGGAAAAUCUUGUAUAAAACUCAAAACUACUUAAAUCUUUAUGCUGCAGACGGUCUCAGGACACUCUGUAUCGCCAAAAAGGAGGCCUGUGCUGUAUUGCUCAAGAACAGUCUGCACUACAUCCAGACCAAGUUCCUUUGCAACCCUCGACCAGAUCCUCAAGCAGCUAGAGGCUAUGCUGGCAUCCACUUCUCUUCUCCGGUGUGUUCCCCGGCCUCCUCUGGCCACUCCAGCCCCUUCCUGGUGCACCGGCUAGGGCUGGUGAUCGACGGCCGGACCUUGGCCUACGCACUGGACAAGAGUUUGGAGGACAAGUUCCUGGCUGUGGCUCGAAGUUGCAGGUCCGUUCUAUGCUGUCGCUCGACGCCCCUGCAGAAGAGCAUGGUGGUCAAGUUAGUGCGUAACAAGCUCAAGGUCAUGACGCUGGCAAUAGGUGACGGAGCUAAUGAUGUUAGUAUGAUCCAAGUGGCUGAUGUUGGGGUGGGGAUCUCUGGACAGGAGGGCAUGCAGGCAGUAAUGGCCAGUGACUUUGCCCUGCCACGGUUUCGAUACCUGCAGAAGCUGCUCUUGGUUCACGGCCAUUGGUGUUACUCUCGUCUCGCCAACAUGAUCCUCUACUUCUUCUACAAAAAUGCUUCACAGACGUGGAUGAACUGGGUGUCGAUUGGCUUCAGUAUAGCUCUCUUCUUUACUGUGGCGCUGUGCUACAAUGCUUCCUGCCCAACCUGUUUCUCUCCCUCCAACACUUAUUGGACCAUGCAGAGGCUGCUGGGAGAACCUAUAUUUUACCUGCUGUGUGUUGUCACACCUAUUGCCGCUCUUCUUCCCAGAUACUUUUAUAGAGCUUGUCAGGGAACUCUAUUCCCAAACCCUGUCCAUGUGGGAAGACAACUGGACAAACUACCAAUGGACAUGCGCAGGAUCUUCCUGAGUCAGAGCCAGAUGAAGCUGGGCUCCCUCGGGUCACUGUUUCCCCCCCACGCCCCAUUUUUCCCUCUCUGCAGGCCCUUUCAGAAAGACUACAGGCCCAGGGUAAAGCAAGCCCACAUGAGUAGCACCAAAGAGAAGGAGAAAGCUAUAUCCAGCCCCAUCCCAUCAAAGAGCAUGGAGAUGCGGGACACACCUUUAAGCUCAAAAAACUCUGACAACCAUAUCACACUCCACUUCAGAAUGCAGGAAAAAGUUCAGUCCUGCAGACAGGGCUCAGACAGCCCUCUAUCGGAGAACUUGCACUGCGUGAAGGAACCUUUGAGUCCCGCUGCAGGCACUCUGCCGUACACCAAAGACACUCCAGCCUCCAGGACUAUUUUGGAUAGCACAGGCUUGGAGGCCCCACUGAGCCCGACAGACCUCUGUCAGAUAGGGUUGCUCACCUCCACUCCCUUGCUUCCUCAAACAGAGACUAUGCAGCUCACGAUGCCACCCAGCUUUUUUGGGGGGCAAAAGCUGGAAGACGAAGACCAAAAGUCUCUACUGAAACAGGCCGGGGAUGUGGAUCACAACCAGUCAACUAGCUGCCUACAAGAACAUUCACUCAAAACAACAUUUCUAUGAUGCUUUCUACCUUACGCUGAUUCAAAU